This is a messenger RNA of Mustela erminea (ermine), 964 nucleotides long. RefSeq names its product elastin-like. Lineage: Eukaryota; Metazoa; Chordata; Mammalia; Carnivora; Mustelidae. Bases 1 to 927 code for a protein of 308 amino acids. The record is from RefSeq and is a predicted model, not a curated record. The transcript is spliced from 3 exons.
AUGGCAGAGGCUGAGCGGCCGCCGCACGGAACGGCUCGGUGCAGGCGGCCGGCCGGCGGCUCCAGCGGCCCCUACUUCACCGGAGCUUCCGAAGCCCCGGGCGGCGGGGGCGCAGGCUGGCCCGGAGGCUCCGGAGCUCCGCGAGAGGGCGGCGCGUCUACCUGGGGCGCUGCCGCGGGGCCGCCGCUCAUCUCCCCGCCCCCGGGCGGCUCGGCGGGGCCGACUCGCGCAGCUCGGGUCGGGGCCGCGCGGGGAGCGGCGCCGUCCUCGCGCCGGCCACGCCCGCAGCUCCAGGCCGGCUACCCGGGUCUGACAGGUUUGGGGCCGGGCGCCGGGGGCCACCGCCUCUCCCCGCCCUGCGCGAGGCCGCGCGCGUGCGCCGGAGCGGCCGCAGGCGAGGAGCGCGAAGGAGGGGUCGGCAGGAGCACACGCAGGCCCGCUGCGCAGGGCUGCGGCGCCCGCGAGGGGAGGGGCAGGGGCGCGCACGCCGCAGCCCCCGCCCGUGCCUCCCCAGUCCCGGCGGCGGAGCCCCGCGCGCCUGCCUCUGCCGGAGGGGCACUCACAGGGAUACACCCCUGUCUCCGGCGCAGCCUUGCCACCCCAGGCGGAGAAGCAGGAGCGGAUGAAGCCGGGCCUGCGGACAAAGAGGGGAUGAAAGCUGUCAGCUUCAUAUGGACAAGGGUUGGUGAUGUGACACACAACUACAGGGAGUCUAAUAAUCUCUUCUUUUUGUGGAUUGCUCUGGUAACAGAGAAGCUGGAGAUUCUGUUUAACCCCUCUUCCAAGGGGAGGGGAAGAACACAGAGUAGUAAGAGAAUUGCCCAAGGAGAGGGACGUUUCCUUCUUGGACAAAGAGGACAUAAAGGAGAGAGCCAUGUCAAUAUAUCCCGCCAGGCAAACCAACAUGUGAGCCAAAACCUACACUAAACAAGUUCAUUGUUUUCACACCUUUGUUUUUAUCUUC